This is a messenger RNA of Necator americanus (New World hookworm), 234 nucleotides long. RefSeq lists its product as uncharacterized. Lineage: Eukaryota; Metazoa; Nematoda; Chromadorea; Rhabditida; Ancylostomatidae. Bases 1 to 234 code for a protein of 77 amino acids. The record is from RefSeq and is a predicted model, not a curated record. The transcript has a single exon.
AUGCGGAGAACAGUAGAUCAGUGUCCUGUCGAUAUCAUUCUAGGACGCCCCUUGACCGUUCUCGAGUGCGCUGACGAUGUUGUUAUAUUCGUUGAAAGCAGUACGAAACUUCAACAUGUUGUCAACCUCGUAUCGAAGCUGGCUGCAACCUAUGAACUACGUCUACGCCCUGAUAAAUGCAAGACCUGGAACAGUAAUCAGGGUGAAAGGGCAACCGAUAGAACUCGUCGAUGA